This is a messenger RNA of Moneuplotes crassus, 2551 nucleotides long. The record is from the annotation of a GenBank genome assembly. NCBI's taxonomy places the organism in Eukaryota, Ciliophora, Spirotrichea, Euplotida, Euplotidae.
UUUGAAUAAUGGUAUAUCCUCGUGGGAUCUACGUAAUGCUUAUUAAUUUAAUAUCUCUGAUCCUGCUUAGUGCUGGGAGAAGAGUCACAUUCAAGAGUAAACAUAACUCUGAACCGGCUCUUUCUGCUAGACUAACUCAAGGGAUCAUUGAGCAGCUUGCAUCAGCAACAGUCAGAGUCCAUGAUGCUGACGAAUUCGAAAUCAUGCAAAGUAAUUUCAGGCAAAAUAAAAAAGCUGAGAAUUAUGAUAAAUGAUAUGAAGCCUUUAAUGCAUACACUAAAGACAUGUUCUCAGGUAGCUACAGAAUUAUGCUUGGUUCUCAAUUUUCUGAUGUUGGAGACCUUGGAGAUUAUAGGCAAUGUGACAAUGUGGAGAAUGCUGACUAUAAUAUCUUACAGCUGAAUAUUACCAUGCUUCCUAUUGACAUUAGAUUAGGUCUUUGCUUACCCUCUGAGUGAAAUUGGACUAUCAUGAAAAGAGCUGGAGAAAUUAUUUCAGAAACUUUAUCUAAGCUUGCUAAAAGUUUAGCACUUCGAUUUAACAUUGGGAUUUUGAUUAACAAUAACGUGGGAUUACAAGUCUACUUCUUUCAACCAACUGCGAGAAACAAGCAAGCUACUGAAGAGAGUGGAGCAAGUGCAGCUGCAGUGGCAGGAUUCAUUGGGUUUCUUGCGUUUUUGGCUUUCUUUGGCUCACUUGCCACUUUAAAGCAACCAUCAAAAAUUUCUGCUCCUCCAUCUGACAAUAUUAAGAAGGAAACUUCUCAGGUAGAGCAACAGCAAGAGCAGGAAUAUGCUAUGCGCGAUACAGCAGCUCAAACUAUAAAAACAAGAACUUCUGAAUUUUUGAGACCCAAUAGUUUUCAAAACAGAUUAGGUCAGAAUGAGGAAGCAAAAGAAAGAGAGAAUUCUCUUUUCACAAAGGAUCAAGCUCCACCUAAAUUAGAAACUAUCCAAGAGGAAGAAUCUGAUACUAUACUUAGGAGAUACUUUAGAUGCUUUUCAAUUCAGGAUAACCUCGAGCACUUAAUUUCCCCAAAAAGGAACAAACUAGAUGAUCCAGAACUUGACGUUAUAGAAGCUAUGAAAGUAAUUACACUAUGCUGGGGGAUCAUCAUGUACUCCAGCCUGUAUGCUCUGACUAGUACAUGACGUAACUUACCUAUCCUUCUAUACUUUUUCCAACUCCUUCUUUUCUCUUUUAUUUCUUCAGCAAAUAAAGCAGGUGACUUCUUCUUCAUGAUAUUCACCAUGAUGGGGUUCAUAAAAGUAAACCAGCUCUAUGAUAUACGUAAAGGUCUUGGACUUCUUGAUUAUGCAGGAAUUAUCCUGCAUAAUUUUUUAAAAAUCGCUCCUGUGUAUUACUUCGUAUUCUUCGCAGGCUGGAUGAUGGUGCCUAUAUUCUCAACAGGAGCAAACUGGUUUGUAUCCGAGAGACUCUUUGUCAGCUGAAGCUCUGAUUGGCCAUUUGUGCUUACGUUCCUGAACACCUAUUUCCCAUAUUUUACCAAAGCGUUAGAAGGAUGCUACUAUUGGGCUUAUCUGAUCCCUCAUUACUUCCUGUAUUCGUUCUUUUUCCCAAUAUGGAUCAUUAUUUAUCGUAGGAACACUAAAGUGUUCCUAUGACUCUUAUUCCUCUUAUAUGUCGCAGGAGUUAUCAUCGUUGGAUACAUAGCUUAUGCUAACAAAUUGACUGUUGGAAUCCUCACUUUCGAAGAUUACUACCUUUACACUUAUCAAUUCAACAAGGUUCACACAAAAUUGUUCAACCUAGCUAUUGGACUUUAUGCUGGGUAUCUCUAUCUCAGAAUUUUAAAGUACAGAAAGGCGAGCGAUUAUGAUAAGAAGAAACACUUUAUGAUCAUUCAUUUCUUCAAUAACUCUCUCCUAGCUAAUAUUGCGCUCUAUUUAUACGCAGUUGGAAUGAUAAUCUUCAUUUCAGGAAUCCCGAAAUCAGCCAAUGAAAAUGGUUAUUCAUGGACAAGGUGGCAAAACACUAUCUAUUUUGCAUUAGGUUCAACAGGAUAUCUCUCCAGUGUCCUUGCUUUCAUGUUCAUCAUUUUCUUCGGAUACGGUAACGCAAUGAAGAAGGUUCUAUCAUCAAAAGUGUGGAUUUCUUUAUCAAAACUUUGCUUGGGUUGCUAUUUAAUUUAUCCAAUAGUAAUUACUAUUGGGUUCACAGCAACUGAUGAUACAUAUUUCGCAUCAUAUCCCACUUUGAUUUAUACUUUUGUAGCGAAUGUCUGAAUCUCCUUUCUGGCAUCAUUUGGGCUAUAUAUGUUAUUCCAAGCUCCAGUCAACGGGCUAAUCAGGGUCACAAAAGGAAUUAUGCUAAGUGACAAGAUUCAAACACUAGAAAAAUUCACUAUUCCUCCUCUCGAAGACCAAGAAAUCCCUCAAAACGAAGAAGAGGAGAAGAGCUUACUCCCUUCACACAGAGAAGAAAGUAGGCUUUUCAUCACUAACAAAGCUUUCAGACUCGCUGUGAGACAAGACAUCUCCUAAAACUUUCAUCCUAAAACACCUCUGCUCCUUUUUUCUUAAAAAUCCUU